CGCGGCUUCGGCCGCCAGCCAACAACAACCGCCUCACCCUGAUUUUUUUCUUGAACUUUUUCCUGUCUCCUUUGCAACCAGUCUUCCUCAAGAUACCCACUAUCCUUGCAACGUCUACGUUUUCCUCCAAGUUCUAUCUUCUAAUACACAACCUUCAAAAUGGGCUUCUCUGCUGGUGACGCCAAGAAGGGUGCCAACCUCUUCAAGACGCGCUGCGCGCAGUGCCACACCCUCGAGGCGGGCGGCGGCAACAAGAUCGGCCCCGCGCUGCACGGCCUGUUCGGCCGCAAGACGGGCUCCGUCGAGGGCUACGCCUACACCGACGCCAACAAGCAGAAGGGCAUCACCUGGGACGAGAACACUCUGUUCGAAUACCUCGAGAACCCCAAGAAGUACAUUCCCGGCACCAAGAUGGCCUUCGGCGGUCUGAAGAAGGACAAGGACAGGAACGACCUGAUCACCUACCUCAAGGAGGCCACCGCAUAAAUUCCAGCGGAACCCCGGGGUAUGGCGACGUCGUUGUAUUAUUAAACCCGGUCCCGUCACCUUAAUCAUGGUAGAGAGGCGGGGUUCGGGUCGUGGUUGAGGUCGGGGGACGAGAAGGGGAGUUGUCAGCUCUUGCUACUUCCUUUCUGCAUUAGACGGGGCGGCUCUUGUAAAGCACAACUACUGUAACAUAGACGGACGGCUACUAGACCAUGUGCUUGGCGGCGCUCGUGGUGAUGGAAAAUGAUAAUUCUGCUCUUGCCAAGAAAGGAUUCUUUG
Molecule: messenger RNA, 765 nt
Organism: Thermothielavioides terrestris NRRL 8126
Lineage: Eukaryota; Fungi; Ascomycota; Sordariomycetes; Sordariales; Chaetomiaceae
Exons: 4
Coding region: 160-486 (108 amino acids)
Biological process (GO): mitochondrial electron transport, cytochrome c to oxygen; mitochondrial electron transport, ubiquinol to cytochrome c
Cellular component (GO): mitochondrial intermembrane space
Molecular function (GO): electron transfer activity; heme binding
Source: RefSeq, a predicted model, not a curated record